UAUUAAUACUCACCAGAGGCUGACCCCAUCAUUUUCUUUUCUUUUCCUCAAAAAUCACAUUUUUUUUUUCUAAAUUCCAACUACCCUUUUGAGAUUUAAGCUUGUUGGUUAGAAAUGGAGAGUCAGAUUGUGACGGAUUGCAGUGAAGUAGUAAGGGAAUUGAUGGAAGUGAUAGAGACUAUUGGAUCCUAUGAUGGGUUCAGGAAGACUCAAAGGAAAGAGUGCUUGAAUUUGGUGAGGAGGUUGAAGCUUUUGGUGCCACUUUUGGAGGAGAUAAGGGAGCUUGAUAUGUCAUCUGUUUCGGGUUUGGGUUUGAAUUCUCUGGCUAAUUUGAAGAGAGCACUGCUUGGAGCGAAGAAGUUGUUGAAGAAUUGUAACUAUGGAAGCAAGAUAUAUUUGGCAAUGGAAAGUGAGGCGGUGAUGUGUAGAUUUCAUGCUGUUUAUGACAAACUAAAUCAGGCUCUUGAUGACAUACCGUAUGAUGAGCUCGGAGUUUCAGUUGAAGUGAAAGAGCAAGUUGAGCUAAUGCGAAUGCAACUCAAAAGGGCAAAGAGGAGGACAGAUACACAAGAUAUGGAAUUAGCAAUGGAUAUGAUGGUUGUGUUCUCUAAAGAGGAUGACAGGAACGCAGACAGUGCUAUACUUGAAAGACUCGCAAACAAGCUAGAAUUACAUACCAUUGCAGACUUGAAAGCUGAAACAGCAGCUAUUAAAAAACUGGUAACGCAGAGAGGUGGACAGAAUGAAACCAUACAACAAAUUUUAGAUCUCCUGGGAAAGUUCAAACAAGUUGCAGGGAUUGAUGAAACUGUUUCCCUUGAUGGUCCUAUUUCAACAAGAACUCUCCAGAGAUGUCAAUCUUCCAUAAUACCUCAUGAAUUUCUCUGCCCAAUUACAUUAGAGAUCAUGACAGAUCCUGUCAUUGUGGCAACUGGACAGACUUAUGAAAGGGAAAGCAUUCGGAAGUGGCUAAAUUCCAACCAUCGGACCUGUCCAAAGACUGGACAAACUUUAGAUCACUUGUCUCUAGCACCAAAUUUUGCACUCCGCAACCUUAUUCUGCAAUGGUGUGAGAAGAAUAAUGUUGAACUGCCCAAGAAAGAUAGCUAUGCAUCCUCUGAUAAUUAUUCUGCUGAACUCAUGGAAGAGAUCUCUUCAUUGGUUCAAAAUCUAUCUUCCACUCAGCCUGAUUUGAGAAGAGAUGCAAUUGUGAAGAUCCGCAUGCUCUCAAAAGAGAAUCCAGAAAACAGAAUUUUCAUUGCCAACAACGGAGGAAUCCCUCGUUUAGUUCAGCUGUUGUCCUAUCCAGACUCCAAGAUUCAAGAACACACUGUCACUGCCCUCUUGAACUUGUCAAUUGAUGAGACAAACAAAAGGCUUAUAGCCAGAGAAGGAGCUAUUCCUACCAUCAUUGAGAUCCUGCAAAAUGGAACUGCUGAAGCUAGAGAGAACUCUGCUGCAGCUUUAUUCAGCUUAUCAAUGCUUGAUGAGAACAAAGUUCUAGUGGGAAACUUCAAUGGAAUCCUACCAUUAGUAAAUCUUUUGCAAAAUGGCACAAUCAGAGGUAAAAAGGAUGCUGCCACUGCACUCUUUAACUUGUCUUUAAACCAAGCCAACAAGUCUAGAGCCAUUAAAGCAGGAAUUAUACCACCAUUACUUCAUUUACUCGAGGAUAAAAACUUGGGCAUGAUUGAUGAAGCACUCUCAAUCUUAUUACUUCUUGUAUCUCAACCUGAGGCACGAAACGAAAUCGGCCAAUUGUCAUUCAUCAAAACCCUGGUAGAAAUCAUAAGAAGUGGGACACCAAAGAACAAGGAAUGUGCUGUGUCAGUUCUUCUAGAGUUGGGGUCAAACAAUUCGUCUCUUACUUUGGCUGCUCUUCAGUUUGGUGUUUAUGAACCCCUGAGAGAGAUCACCAUAAAUGGAACAAACCGAGCCCAAAGAAAAGCAAAUUCCUUGUUACAGCAUAUGAGCAAGUGUGAACAUAUUCCUUGAACUCCCCUCAAAUGGUUCCCAAAUCCCAACUUGUCUGGUUGUGCCUGUUCAUGUUAUUGGCUGUGUAAAUCAAACUCAAUUACACUAAUUUUCUUUUGUUUCCGUCUGUCAUUUGUGUCAUUUGUGGCUUCACAACGUAUUAGAGAUUGUGAAUUUUGUGCCAUUACCUACGCUAAAUCAUAUAAAUAUCCAAAUAAUCGAAGUUGUUUUUCCUUUUCUUUUUUUAGUGAACCAAAAAUCAGUCUUGAUAUGUAUAUUUGGUAAAAAAAUAAACAUCUUAUUGCUA
Molecule: messenger RNA, 2281 nt
Organism: Durio zibethinus
Lineage: Eukaryota; Viridiplantae; Streptophyta; Magnoliopsida; Malvales; Malvaceae
Product: U-box domain-containing protein 15-like
Biological process (GO): cell surface receptor signaling pathway; protein ubiquitination
Molecular function (GO): protein binding; ubiquitin-protein transferase activity
Source: RefSeq, a predicted model, not a curated record